This is a messenger RNA of Stegodyphus dumicola, 1391 nucleotides long. It is a transcript of the gene Rae1, whose product is annotated as ribonucleic acid export 1. Gene Ontology annotation, molecular function: protein binding. The record is from RefSeq and is a predicted model, not a curated record. Lineage: Eukaryota; Metazoa; Arthropoda; Arachnida; Araneae; Eresidae.
CUGUCUAAGUGUAGUCUAACCGCAACACAAGUAAACUGUAUUCGGAAAAUUCGUUUUGUAUGUUUGUAAUAAAUAAAGGUUUCACUUUAAUGGUUGAGAAGCUGUUUUGUUAGUUGGUACUUGGUAGUCAUUAGAAUAUAAAAAUGAGCCUUUUCGGUACUAGUACUGGCUUUGGCACGAAUACAGGUGUUUUUGGGAAUGCCACAACAACUCAAAAUCCAAUGAAAGAUUAUGAAGUUGUUUCUCCUCCAGAUGAUUCAAUUAGCAGUUUAGCUUUCAGUCCUGCAUCUUUACCACAGAAUUUCCUUAUCGCUGGAAGUUGGGAUAAUCAGGUUAGAUGUUGGGAAGUUCAAAAUACUGGUCAAACCAUUCCUAAAGCUCAGCAGACACACCAAGGAUCUAUUCUAGAUGUAGCUUGGAGUGAUGAUGGAUCCAAAGUAUUUUCUGCAUCUUGUGAUAAAACAGUUAAAAUGUGGGAUUUAAACAGCAACCAGGCAAUUCCUGUGGCACAGCAUGAUGCACCUGUUAAAACUGUACAUUGGAUAAAAGCAUCUAAUUAUUCAUGUAUUAUGACAGGUAGCUGGGAUAAAACCUUGAAAUUUUGGGACACAAGGACCCCUAAUCCUAUGUUAGUUAUUAACUUACCAGAACGUUGUUAUUGUGCAGAUGUGGUAUAUCCCAUGGCAGUAGUAGGAACAGCUGGUAGGGGCAUUAUUGUUUAUCAGCUUGAAGGACAGCCCCAAGAAUUUAAGAAAAUAGAAUCCCCCCUGAAAUAUCAGCAUCGUUCUGUGUCAAUAUUUUUGGACAAGAAAUCUGCUCCGUGUGGCUUUGCACUUGGUAGUGUUGAAGGACGAGUUGCUAUUCAAUAUGUCAACCCCCAAAAUCCAAAAGACAACUUUACUUUUAAAUGUCAUCGUUCUAAUGGAACUUCAAAUGGCUAUCAAGACAUCUUUGCUGUUAAUGAUAUAGCUUUUCAUCCUGUGCAUGGCACACUCGCAACUGUUGGUUCUGAUGGACGUUUCAGUUUCUGGGACAAGGAUGCAAGAACGAAACUACGAACGUCAGAACAAAUGGAUCAGCCAAUAACACGAUGCUGCUUUAAUGCACGUGGAGAAAUAUUUGCGUAUGCAGUCAGCUAUGAUUGGUCUAAGGGCCAUGAGUUUUACAAUCCUCAGAAGAAAAAUUAUAUUUUCUUGCAUCCUUGCUUUGAAGAACUAAAACCUCGAAACAAAAACUGAUAAUAUAGUCUUACGGAACUGUGUGAAAACAGACCAUGUCUGGAGGUAUUCAUGUUGUAAAUCAUUAAGAUCAGCAUAAAUGCCUUUGUAAACAUGUCAGCAUAUGACUGAUCAUUUUUUGAACCAUAAUAAAACAAAAUUUUAGUAUUUUAA